AUUCACUAGCUUCACAUCCAAAAUUGACAUACCCUACGUUUGUGAUUUUGUGACUAUAGAUUUUCCUAUUCUUCGGCUGUCGCAAUGGACACGGUGACGAGUUUGGGGGCCGAAAAGCCGGUGGUGAUAUUCAGCAAAAGCAACUGUUGCAUUAGCCACAGCAUCAAGACACUGAUGUGCAGUUUUGGUGCGAACCCAACGGUUUACGAGCUCGACGAGCUCCCAAACGGGCAGCAGCUGGAGAGGGAGCUGGUGGCAAUGGGGCGUCGGCCAAGUGUACCGGCUGUGUUCAUAGGGAAGGAGUUGGUGGGUGGUUCUAAUGAGGUCAUGAGCCUCCAUCUCAAGGGCAAGCUGGUCCAAUCGCUCAGAAAGGCUAAAGCUAUAUGGGUUUAGGGAGAAAACGAGAAAAAAAAAGCAACCAAAUGAA
Molecule: messenger RNA, 427 nt
Organism: Rhododendron vialii
Lineage: Eukaryota; Viridiplantae; Streptophyta; Magnoliopsida; Ericales; Ericaceae
Product: monothiol glutaredoxin-S2-like
Exons: 1
Coding region: 85-393 (102 amino acids)
Source: RefSeq, a predicted model, not a curated record